Numida meleagris (helmeted guineafowl) is the source of this 1399-nucleotide messenger RNA. Its product is annotated as cell surface glycoprotein 1-like. The record is from RefSeq and is a predicted model, not a curated record. The coding region runs from base 8 to 1363 and encodes 451 amino acids. NCBI's taxonomy places the organism in Eukaryota, Metazoa, Chordata, Aves, Galliformes, Numididae. The transcript has a single exon.
GGGAACCAUGGAGGACCCGAUGAGAACCGUGGAGAACCCCAAAACUGCAGAGAACCCAAUGGGAACCGAGGAGAACCCCAAAAAUCGGGAGAACCCAAAGGGAACCAAGGAGAACCUGGCAGGAACCAUGAAGACCCCAAAGCCCACCAAGAUCCCAAUGGAGACCCCAAAACCCCCAGAGCCCCCAACAGAGACCCCAAAACCCAUAGAUACCCCAGCGGAGACCCCAAAACCUACUGGGGUCCCAAUGGAGACCCCAGAACCCACAACAGAGACCCCAAAACCCAUAGAGAUCCCAACAGAGACCCCAAAACCCACUGGGGUCCCAAUGGAGACCUCAAACCAUAUAGAGAUCCCAAUGGAGACCCCAAAGCCCAUAGAGAUCCCAACAGAGACCCCAAAACCUGCUGGGGUCCCAAUAGAGACCUCAAACCAUAUAGAAGUCCCAAUGGAGACCCCAAAACCCACAACAGAGACCCCAAACCCCACAGAGACCCCAAUGGAGACCCCAAAACCUACUGGGGUUCCAACGGAGACCCCAAACCCCAUAGAGGUCCCAAUGGAGACCCCAGAAUCCACUGGGGUCCCAAUGGAGAUCCCAAAACCCACAACAGAGACCCCCAAACCCAUAGAGAUCCCAACAGAGACCCCAAAACCCGCUGGGGUCCCAGUAGAGACCUCAAACCAUAUAGAGGUCCCAAUGGAGACCCCAAACCCCAUAGAAGUCCCAACAGAGACCCCAAACCCCAUAGAGACCCCAGCAGAGACCCCAAAACCUGCUGGGGUCCCAACGGAGACCCCAAACCCCAUAGAGGUCCCAAUGGAGACCCCAAACCCCAUAGAGAUGCCAACGGCGCCCUCAAAACCCACAACAGAGACCCCAAAACCCAUAGAGAUCCCAACAGAGCCCCCAAGACCCAGAACAGAGACCCCAAACGCCACAGAGAUGCCAAUGGAGACCCCAAAUCCCAUAGAGGUCCCAAUGGAGACCCCAAAACCCACAUCAGAGACCCCAAAACCCAUAGAGAUCCCAACAGGGACCCCAAAACCUUCUGGGGUCCCGAUGGAGACCCCAAGCCCCAUAGAGAUCCCAAUGGAGACCCCAAAACCCAUAGAGAUCCCAAUAGAGCCCCCAAAACCCGCUGGGGUCCCAACGGAGACCCCAAACCCCAUAGAGCCCCCAACCCCCCCCCUGGGGGUCCCGGUGCCCCCCCCGAGGUCGCGCCGCCGGAGCUGGGGGUCCCGCGCCCCCCCCCGCGCCCUCAGCCACCUGCGCGACGCCGACCUGGUGCGGAAACGGAGGGGGGAGCGCGGGGACCCCCCCGGCACCGGGACCCCCACGGUGAGAGCUGUGUUAUUGUAGGGUCUACAAUAAUUGGGGGGGGGUGUUGUUGUUGUA